This is a messenger RNA of Python bivittatus (Burmese python), 6090 nucleotides long. It is a transcript of the gene CSRNP2, whose product is annotated as cysteine and serine rich nuclear protein 2. Gene Ontology annotation, biological process: regulation of transcription by RNA polymerase II. The record is from RefSeq and is a predicted model, not a curated record. Gene Ontology annotation, cellular component: nucleus. NCBI's taxonomy places the organism in Eukaryota, Metazoa, Chordata, Lepidosauria, Squamata, Pythonidae. Gene Ontology annotation, molecular function: sequence-specific DNA binding; DNA-binding transcription factor activity, RNA polymerase II-specific.
GAUGGUGGUCUGCCCGGUUUGGGCCGCCGCUGUGCCUGCCAGAGCCGCCGCUGCCGCCCUUGCUGCCCAUUCCCCACUCCCCCCCCUCCGAAGGCACGGAGCUGCUACUUAGCAUCAUCCCCUGCUUAGGGGAUCUUGGGCUUUGCCCUGCAGCCCCGGCCUGUGUAGAGGGAAGGGAGGAGGGACCGGCGGGCGGGAGGAACCCCUACCCGAGAAGAGCAUCUCUCACUUGCCUGGAAGAUGGACAAGAUACUUGUCAGGAAGGAUGUAAAAUCAGAUCAUGGCUUCAUCCCUGUAACACCCCAGAGUAUCUAGGCAGAUAGGAGUCCUUGCCUGAAGGAGGUACCUGGUAAAUCCCAUCAGUAGGCCUGGAGUCAGAAAUCCUCAGCUAAUACCAAUCUCUCUUUGGCUCUCCAUGCGAGCCAGAGACAAAUGGAUGCCAUCGCAAGUGCCGGCCUCAAGAGGAAGUUUGAUGAUGUGGAUGUGGGCUCGCCCAUUUCCAAUUCCGACGAUGAGAUCUCCAACAGCGAUAGUGCAGACAGCUGUGAUAGCGUCAAUCCUCCAAGCUCCUCAGGCUUCAUUCCAACCUCCAUCUUAAAAAGGCAGAAACAGUUGCGUAGAAAGAAUGUGCGCUUCGACCAGGUGACUGUGUACUACUUUGCAAGGCGUCAGGGAUUUACCAGCGUUCCUAGCCAAGGGGGCAGUUCCCUGGGCAUGGCCCAGCGCCACAACUCUGUCCGCAGGUAUACCCUUGGUGAAUUUGCCCAAGAACAGGAAGUGAAUCACCGUGAGAUCCUUCGAGAACACCUGAAGGAAGAGAAGCUUCAUGCCAAGAAAAUGAAGCUGACCAAGAAUGGGACUGUGGAGUCAGAAGAGGCUGAUGGUUUGACGCUUGAGGAUGUCUCUGAUGAUGACCUUGAUGUAGAGAAUGUGGAGGUGGAUGACUACUUCUUCUUACAGCCACUGCCUACCAAGCGGCGGCGAGCUUUACUUCGAGCCUCUGGCGUUCAUCGCAUUGAUGCAGAGGAAAAACAAGAACUUCGGGCCAUCCGCCUCUCCCGAGAAGAAUGUGGGUGUGACUGCCGGCUGUACUGUGAUCCGGAGGCCUGUGCCUGUAGCCAGGCUGGAAUUAAAUGCCAGGUGGACCGAAUGUCCUUCCCAUGCGGCUGUUCCAGAGAUGGCUGUGGGAAUAUGGCUGGGAGAAUUGAAUUCAAUCCCAUCCGGGUGAGGACUCACUACCUGCACACCAUUAUGAAACUAGAGCUAGAGAAUAAACGGCAGGUGAGCCGGGCCCAGGUUCUGGAUGAAGAGACCCCUCAUAGCUCCGGCAGUGACUGGCUGGGAAGCCAGUCCCCAGAGACACAGGACUUCCAGGAGUUCAUGGCGGAGAAUGAAACGGCAGUCAUGCAUCUUCAGACAGCUGAGGAGUUGGAGCGGCUGAAGGCUGAGGAAGACUCUAGCAGUGGCUCCAGAAUUGAAAGCCUUGGGGUGUGCAUUUUGGAGGAGCCGCUUUCUGUCUCUGAAGGGAUGUGCCCAAGCCUCACCACACCAAUCCUCAUUCAAGCUCAGCUGCCUCCAGGUUCCUCUGUUCUGUGUUUCACGGACAGUUCUGAGCAAGCCAGCUCAGCUGAGGGCGACCAGCCCUACUUGAACAAUGGGCCUGUUGUGUACUAUCAGGUUGACCAAAGGUCAGUGCUGGGGGUGAAGGGGGAAAGUAGAGCAGAGGAGCCUGAGGUGCCCCCUCGUUACCCAGAUGAGAAGGAGCUAAGCAUCUACUCUGUCCCCGUGACUUCACUGGUGUCUUGUGGCAGAGCCACAGCCACCAGCAGUGCAGAAACAGGGAAGGCUGCUGUAUCUUUUGAGCCCCUGUCUUCUGAAAGCUGUCAGUCUGAAGUUCCUCUGCCAAGCUUGCCACUCCACACAGACGUGCCACAAGACAGUUUGCGGCCCCAGAACAUGGUGCAGCAAUCUCCAGAGAGAGCCUGUGAGCUCCCCUCCUCUUCUGAGGAAUGCUCUUUGGGACCUGCUCUGACCGUGUGACAAUUCCCAACCCAUCAUCUUGAUGUUUAUUUAUUGACAAUGUUUUUAUCAAAUGGCCACAGCCAUUGGGAAUUGUUUAAUAUUGGGUGGGGGAGGGAGAGGAGAGGGACUGCUUUGUGUGGGCUCCACCACACAAGGAACUAAAACAAGCACUUAUGGCUGCCUCAGAGUAGGAGGAUCUGUCUACUAGCUGGGCAGCCUCUUGGUUCUGAAGAGGUUGGACCCAUAGACAAUGGACCCAUCUACAUGGAACUUUGUAGGGGAGGCACUUUACUCCAUCCUACAAGGACCAAAUGUGAAUGUGUCUCAUGGAAGCAAUAGAGCAAAGCUGCCUUUUCUAAAGCGCUGGAUGGGUUGGAGGGCAGACAGAAGAGAACACUGUUGCUGCUUCAUGACAUCGGUCAGUCUCUGUGCGUGGUGGAAUCUCUCCCUCCAGUUGCUCAUCCCAAGUGAAGCUGCUGCUGCCGCCGCCACCCAUCCCCUUCUGUCACUUUCAGUGCUGUGUCUUGGUAACGGUGACCUUACUUGCUUGAACUGCUCUAACCAGUUACACAGCUUAAGCUCUGCAACCUCUUAUUUAUGUGACAUUUACUGCCCUUCAUUCCCUGGAAGAAUCCCAUAUAUUUUUUAAAUUCACUAUGAAUUAACUUUGAUCAUGACUAGCUACACCUACAGUUUGGCAUGCAACUGUCGUACAAAAUGAUUUUCAUCCUGGAGCCUCUGCCCCCACCAGUAGCUUCAUCCAAACACAUUCAUGGCCCAUUUUGCUGGCCUUUGCUGGGACUGAUUAAGUUUAAAUUACUUUCUUUUUUUUUUUAAAUGCUGAAUGUUUACGGACAUCAUGUGACUCAUGCUCUGUCACUGACUCUGUUCCUGAGCUGAGGUUGUCACCUCCGAUUAGAACCCCUUUGGGGAUCUGGUUCUGUGAGCACUGAAUGCCCUAGGAUUGAGUGGGAUCUACCUUCCUUUUGAAAGAACUGCCAGUUUGGGUGGGCAGGGGAUUCUACCAAGUACUUAACCUUUUGCCCCAUGGUUUCAUUAAUCACUUUUCGCCUUCACUAUUCCAGUCUUUUCCAUUCUAGUUGCACAAGAAUUUGGAGAUGAUGCUGAAAGCUUUCUGUUCCCCUGCUCCUUGCUUAGCAACCCAGCAUUCUGGAUGACUUGAAAGGGCACCAGGUCUGUAUGCAGUAGAACUGCAGCCUGCUGGGUCACAAGCAUUAGGGAUCAGUAAAUGUGCAAUAAGGUGGCACCUGCAAUCCCCCUCCCGGGGAAGUGUGUAGUUAAUUGUUCCAAUUGGUCUUGGAAUAAAAGGAGAAAGGAUAUCCUUAUAGCUGCCACUCACCCCUAUGACCACUUUCCUCACUAUAGGAUAACAAAAGCACUUUUCUUCUCCAGCCUCCUGGGCAUCCUUUCCUUCUUCUAUCUUGUGGUAAACAGCAGAUAAUCAUUGCCUUUCUCUGUAGUCACCUGUUCUGACCCAGCUCACGUUACAUCCCUGCGGUGUAUCUCAAAAUGGACCGGGGCUUAGCAAGAACUGAUUUCCCUGUAUUUAGGAAUCUUUCUUUUUUCAGACUGCUCAAGGCCUACAAUGACUUGCAUGAAGGCUUCUGGAUAUUUAAAUUAUCCAUAACUCCUUAUGCAUAAGAGAAGGUGGAAUUUAAGUAGCCUGUGGAGGGAUAUAUGUCCUCAUCAAAACCUGCCUCCCAGCUGAGAGUUAACGCAGGCACCAUCAGAACCUAGAUAGGAGGUUGUUUUUUUUUCAGGCAUAUAACUAGAUUUGUGUGGAAGCUGAGCCAUCUAAGUUUCUAGAUGCUAAGUCCGGAAAUGAGAUUAACAGGCUUGGACGUCUUAUGUCCCUUAGUUGCAAAGCUACUUUGGAGUAGCCAAGCCUAACUUAACUAAGCCUUCCAAAUGAUCAGUGGUAAGCAAUCAGUGCUGCCAGUGCAUCUAGAAAAGCUGAUCCUCCUGAAAAUGACUCUCUGUAAGAUGGAGUAGGUACAAGCGAAUGCUGUGUAAGCGACAGCAGAGAAAAACUGACCAUAGCUAUUGACAUGAACUCCUGUUAAGGCUUCAGAAUAUUGCGAAGACUUGAGUACUAAAAUCCUGAUUUUCACUUUAUUUCACCCAAGCUCUCCUUGGGCUGAUUAGCAUAUAGUAUACAGCUGGGGCUCCUUUACUUUGCCAAACUGGUAAGUACCUAAUUGCUUUCUCAUCCCCACCUCUUACAGAGGGUUGUUUAGAAGCAAUGCUAUGUUCAAUGGGCAAAUGUCUGUUUUAAAAUGUAAGAGGAUGAACGUGCAGCCUUAAAAUGUCCAUAGCCCUUUUUCUGUCUUUAAAAAGCCACGCAUAUGUUGCUGCAUGACAUACGCUUUCCUUCCUAUAUGCUGGUCUCAUUCCUGAGGGCUGUUUAGGCUUUUACUCCAUGCUGCUUUGCCCCCAGGCUACUGUUGGGUUUGAGGGUCCACUGGUGUCUUUAGGAGGGAUCCUUCCCAAAUCUCACUUGUAGUUUACAGAACAAAUGGUGCUAUAAAAAGCUGGAUUUAUUUUCAAAGGCAGCCAGUCCUGGCUGCGACACUCACUGUAGCAAAUUUGUCUGGUGCACUUCACUUCUGAAUCAAACAGAAUAGGGAUGUGCCACUUCUAGAGCAAUUUGCUCCUACAUCAAGUACAUAGCUUGGUAGGUAUAUAGCUUAAGGAGAAGGCAGUUAAAAUCUCUCAUAAAAUUCUCAAGACCGGAAAGCACUUUGGAUAUUUAUAAUAAUAACGUCCCCAUAGUUGCUUGCUUUUCUACACAGCUACAGUGAAAACAGCACUGUGCAGCUGUUAUUAGCACAGGUUUGUUUCAGGACAAGAUGCACUUGUAUUUUUCCUAUAUUACUCCUACGCUGUUCCAGCCCUGAAUAUGUAGCCCUGAAUUAGGAACCAUUGUGCUGUAGAUAUGCUCUACAGUAUGGCUAAAGCCAGAGGCUUUGCUGCUUUUAACUGUAUGGUGUUAUUCUGGGGAUUGGGCGUGAUCAGCCCUAAAAUCAAGUUUUAAAUGGGGCUUACCUCAAUUCUUGCAGAUCUGACAGUACAAGAAUCUCCUGUUGAGUGCUUAAGCUGUUGCACCCUUUGGCCACAUGCCAAUACUGACAGAUGGUUUGGUGGAAUACACUUUCUGAAAAUGGAAGCAGCUUCACACUUAAAUACCAGAAUUCCAUUUUGAUAAUGCAGAAACAGUUCUCAUGACUGACAUUCCAGGAUGCAACGAUUAUUGUAAUAGCUUGGUAGAAACCGAACACUAAAAACUGCAUUCUCACCCAGAGGUGUAGCUAACUGGGAAAAAAACAAACUCACAUAGCAUCUGAACUGUUAAAUGUUACACUGGCUUUAUGCCAUCAUUUCCAUGAGAACCAGCAACAUCUGGUGGUCUUUUGUGCCCAUGAUCUUGGCAAUGUGGGCACGGAGGGAUAAAGCAAUGCUUAGCUAUGACAAAAAAAAACAAUAAAUAGGUAUUUGUAGGGAAAAUGGCUAAAAAAACACUCCUUCCUGAGCAGUAUGAAAAAAUUAAGAAUGGGCAUUGAUCUCAAACGACAGAAUUUGAUUUCUAAAUCCUGUACUAGAGAUUGGACUUCUUAGAAAGCUUUUGUUUGAAGAAUGUUCUUUAAUGCAAAAAGGCAUAUUCUCUUGUCUGUCUCCCUUUUGUUAUUAAUAACAAAACUAUUUUUCUUACUCUGAUGUGGUGGUACAUUCACCUGUUUUCCCUCCCCUUCCCUUCUUUUGGUGCUACUGAACUGUUUACAGGACAGCCCUUUUACUACCUGGAAGAGACGUCUAUUAACUAAGCCCUGGUCUGACAUAAUUGGUACCAGCCCUGUCCUCUGUCACUUGCAACUGGUAACUUCAUAGCUCUGCUUUCCUGCAGGAAAUACACAGGUGGCAUUUUCAAUGUGAAUCCAAAGCUUGUCAGGUCCUUUACAUUUUGUUUUGCCUUUUAUGUUCUUUUCAUUGUGAUAAUGCUGUAUUUAAAGAGGAUAUUUAAAUGUAAAAACAAAUAAAUGCGUAAACUUA